GUUCCUCCAAGUUGUAAGCCAUGUUUUUGUGAACAUUGGAUUCGAUGAUCAGAAGUUCAUCGCUGCUGCACUUGAUAAAUAGCUUUAAAUAUGCCGAUAACUAAGCAUCCCAAGACUACUGAGCCUCUCUGGAAGGAGUGGGACUACAAGGCGCAGAAGAAAGGCGUACAUAAUACGGUUUAUUCGGUAAAUGGAGAUCAGUACACGGGAGAAUGGAACAACAACAAAAAGAACGGCAAAGGAACAAUGCAGUGGAAGAAGAGUCGUACAAUCUAUGACGGCGAUUGGAAAGAUGACAGAAGAUGCGGCUUUGGGACAUACAGUGUGCGAGACGGCACUGGGUUUAGAAAAAUCUAUUCAGGCGGAUGGAAAAAUGACAAAAGACACGGAUAUGGAACAAAUUUUUAUUCAGCAAAUGAGUAUUAUGAAGGGGAGUGGUAUGCAGAUCAGCGCAGUGGAUGGGGUCGUAUGUAUUAUGCUGAUGGAGCAGUCUAUGAAGGUGAAUGGUAUGAUGACAAGAGAAAUGGUGAUGGAAUGUUAAGAUUAGCAAAUGAAAAUCGUUAUGAAGGAGAAUGGAAAAAUGGGAAAAAGCAUGGAAAAGGAAAUUUCUUCUACUUAGACAAAGGACAAGUUUAUUCAGGAGUAUGGGUUGAAGAUAUCCCAAAAUGUGGAAGCAUGGAAGAUUUUGGUCGUGAGGGAGCCCCCAGCCCUACAACUUAUCCUCUUCCAGAGUGUAAAUUACAAGAUCUCAAGACUGUUCUUAAAGAAACAGAGGAAUCAUUUCUUGAUGAUCAACAGUGAUAUCAAUUUUUCUGAUCAAAUUCUUAUUAUUAAACGAAGGAAAAAAUGAAAGGAAGGAAUGGUUCAUUAGCUCAAGAUAGGAAAAUGUAGAAUGAAAGAAGAUGAAGACACUUAAAAAGAUAAUGAUAAAAAUUUCAACUUGCUCUAAGAUUUCUUAAAGUUUUAAAGAACCUUCAGAUUGAUACUGUAAAUAUUUGCAUUUCUCAUGAUCUUUAUUCUAAUUAUGAUAAUGUACAUACUGAUAGUCUAAUAUCUUUAGUUUAUAUAUUUUGUUAAUAAAUCUACAUGUACAUUAUUAUCAUUCUUAACAAAAUAAAUUAGUAUGAAUUUCAA
This is a messenger RNA of Actinia tenebrosa (Australian red waratah sea anemone), 1134 nucleotides long. RefSeq names its product MORN repeat-containing protein 3. NCBI's taxonomy places the organism in Eukaryota, Metazoa, Cnidaria, Anthozoa, Actiniaria, Actiniidae. The record is from RefSeq and is a predicted model, not a curated record.